CUGAAAGAAGGGCUCCGCGGGGCUCCGAAGCGGGAGGCCUGACUGAGACCCGCGGCUAUGGCUCGGACAAGUCCCAGCGGUUGCGCCUCCGAAAGGAAUGGCGCGUAACCCGGGAGAGCGCGAGGCUCUUGUGCGCAGCAUUCAAAUGAGUUGGACCAGGCCGAGAAGGAGCUGCAAGCAGCCCCCAGAGCCUGGAGAUGGCACCAAAGACCAAGAAGGGAUUGAAAGGCUCCAUUGCUGAUGUCCUUGGUGACCUCCUGGGGGACGAGAUGACACCACCUGAGAAGCCUGCUAAGCUCGCCUCACAUGCCAGAGAUAACGCAGGUGGAGCCCAGAUGCUCCCUUCUGCAAGGACUAGAGCCAAGUCCCUCCUGGACAACGAUGCCUACGGCGCCAUCGCAGACCUGGCGGGAGCUGAUGCCGAGGUUUCGGACGUCUCAGAGGCAGAUCCUCAGGCUUUGCUGCAGGCCAUGAAGGAUCUGGAUGACAUGGAUGCCGAUGUGUUAGGUCUGAAGAAGACUCAUCUAGCCCCUAGCAAGAGUGCUGCAAAGGGUUCUGGGAAAGAAGAGCUGCCUAGCAACCCCAAACCUGCUGCUAUGUUAACAGCCAGUGAGAAAGGGGUUACCAUUCCCACCAUGAAACCAUCUCCGCCUCCCAGCAGCUCUGGGCAUCAGUCCAAGAAGUUUUCUUUUGAAGGCUUGGAAGACCCAUUGGCAGGACUCCUCUCUGAUGAUGAGGAAGGAAUCGCCAGGAAGCCUCCUGUGACAGAGAGUAAAGCAGCUUCUGAGAAGGGCCCGGCCCCAGCCAGAGAUCAAGGUCCCUCCAUUCCUGUAACUCCUGGGGACACCCCCAUCCGAAAGAAAGAAGAAUUGCUCUUUGACGACGAGGACGACCUCAUGGCCACCCUGGGGUUUGGAGACAGCCCCAAAGCAGAGAGGAGGCAGACGGGAGACCCGGAAGGGCCCCGCCCCGCUCGCUCCAAGCUGGAUGAGCUGCUGGGUCGAGGCACUGCCUCCAAGCACCUGGCUCGUCCAGACACCGGGGAGCACCGGGAGUUCAAGCUGGAUGGGAGGUACCAGAGGCCACAGGACAAAGAAGAUACCUGGGGCAAUGAGGACUUCAUCUUUGGGGCCUAUCAGCCCACCGUGGGCUCCUCCGAGGGCCGGCAGUCCCGCCGGCAGUCGGUCAGGUUCUUAGCAGAAGGUGGCACAGACCUGAAGGGAGAACCAAGCUCCUUGCAGAGCACCCCAGUGACAACCAGCCCCCCCCACUCCCGGAAGGGAGGAGCUGACUGGUUGGGCCUCAAGGACGAAGACGAGGACCUGCUCCCUCCCUCUCCCACCAGAGAACCGCGGAGGGCAGGCCCUGCGCCCGCCACGCCCUUUGUGCCGGGUCCCGAGAGCCAGCGUGCUGCUCUAGGCCAGCACUCGGCCCCAGCGGGGCUGCCCUCCCCCUCCUUGGGGGCAAAACCGCCGCCCAAGGGCGCAGAUUCCCCUGCCAAAGCCAGCCAACCUUCCCAGCCGGGACUGCUGGAGGAAAAAGAGGAGGAGGACUGGCUGAGCCACGCCUUGUCUCUGAAGAAGUCCCGAGGUCUGGCCAGGGAAGAGUACACUGUGGCCCCGAAGGGCCAGAACAGGGUGGGGACGGCUAGCCGACCCCCUUCUGGCAGGUCCCCCGUAUCAUGGAACCCGGCCACCAUGGCCCUCUGUGAAGGUGACUCCAAGAAGGACACAGCCCCCAGAGACCUCUCCGGCACUGAGCCUGCGGUGCGUUUCCCGAGCUCCCAGGAACCAACGGGGCCUUCUGUGCCUGUCCAGUCCCUCCUCCCAGAGUCCCUGGCACAGAGCCUGCUGCCCGGCACGGAACAUCAGAAGCGGCUCCUGGCAGCUCAGGUGCAGCUUCAGAGUGGCACGGCCGAGCUCCAGGCCGAGCUGCUGCAGAGUCAGGCCCGGCUGGCAGAGCUGGAGGCCCAGGUGCGGAAGCUGGAGCUGGAGCGGACCCAGCACAAGCUGCUGCUGGAGAGUUUGCAGCAGCGACACCAGGCUGACCUGGAGCUCAUCGAGAAUGCUCACAGAAGCCGUGUCAAGGUGCUAGAAACAUCGUACCAGCAACGGGAAGAGCGGCUGCGGAGAGAGAAUGAGGAGCUGUCUGCCCACUACCUGUCUCACUGCCAGGAAGCCGAGAGGGCCCGAGCUGAGCUCACGGCCCAGCACCAACGGCGCCUGGCAGCGGCCGCGCAGGAGAAGGACCAGGAGAUGGAGCGGCUCCGGGAGCUGCAGCGGGCCUCCAUCCUGGAGAUGCGCAAGGACCACGAGGAGCAACUGCAGCGACUGAAGCUGAUAAAGGACCGAGAGAUCGACGCUGUCACCAGUGCCACCUCCCACACAAGGUCCCUGAACGGCGUCAUCGAGCAGAUGGAGAAAUUCUCCAGCAGCCUCAACGAGCUGUCCUCCCGUGUGGAGGCCUCACACCUCACGGCCGCCCAGGAGCGGGAGCUGGGCAUCCGGCAGCGGGACGAGCAGCUCCGAGCGUUGCAGGAGAGGCUAGGCCACCAGCAGCGGGACAUGGAGGAGGAGCGGAGCCGGCUCCAGGAGGUCAUCGCGAAGAUGGAGGCCCGCCUGAACGAGCAGAGCCGGCUGCUGGAGCAGGAACGCUGGCGAGUGAGUGCCGAGCAGUCCAAGGCGGAGUCCACGCAGCGCACCCUGGAGGAGCAGAGGAGGGUCAUGGCCCAGCAGAUGGCCGUGGAGCGGGAGGAGCUGGAGAGGGCCAAGAGCGCCUUGCUGGAGGAGCAGAAGUCCGUCAUGCGCAAGUGUGGGGAGGAGCGGCGGCGCCUGGCCGCCGAGUGGGCCGAGUUCUUCGAGCAGCAGAAGCUGAGUAAGGAGAGGGCCCAGCGAGAGGCGGAGCGGGCCAUGCAGGUGGACACCCAGCGGGAGGGCACCCUCGUCAGCCUGGUCAAGGAGCAGGCAGAGCUGAAGAUCAGGGCAAGCGAGCUCCGGGCCAAGGAGGACCAGCUGGCAGCCGAGAGGGAGGCUCUGGAGCGGGAGCGGCAGGAGCUGCGGCUGGAGAAGGAGAGGGUCAGCGCCGCCGCCCUGCGCAUCAGGCUCCGCUCCGAGGAGGUGGAGAGGAUGAGCCAGGUGGCCUCAGAAAAGUACGAGGAGGGGGAGCGGGCAUUGCGUGAGGCCCGGCAGGUGCAGUCAGAGCAGCAGGCCCGGCUGCAGCUGGUACGGCGGCAGCAGGAAUGGCUGCAGCAGCAGGAGCAGCACGUGCACCAGGAGCAUCUGAGUCUGGCCCAGCAGAGGCUGCAGCUGGAUCGUGUCCGACAGGACCUGCCCUCCGGCCUGGGGGGGCUGUUCUCCAGGGGCCAGGGCCUGGCGGCCUCCGGCCCAAGCGCCUUUUCAGCCGUGGCCCCAGCUCCCAGCGAUCCUCAGGGCAGCCAGCCGCCCGCCAGCCUGGGCCCCUCGCUCCUCCACGCCAAGCUGGUGCUGCUGAAACACACAGCCGAGAAGGACCGAGACUUCUUGGAGAAUGAGCGGUUCUUCCUGGAGACGCUGAAGAAAGCCUCCUACAACAUGAUCUCCCAUUCAGCCUGAAGGGCCCCCGCCUCCUCAACAGAGAACUCAGACCCUGACACUGUCCCCACAGCCGCACUGGCCGCCAGCUUCAGCGAGGGCCUGAGAACAGCCCUGCCUGUGGACAGACACCCGGGCCAUCUUUCCAGGUGCACCACCUGGUGGCUGAGGCGGGCAGGUGCCACCAUGCCUCCCAGGGUUCGAGGUGCAACGGCCCCAGAGGGGAGACAAUGCGGAGAGCAUCUCAGCCCCGAGACACAGUCAGCUUCGGCUGUGGUUCUCUUGUCCCACGAUGUCCAGCUCAGACCCCAGGACCUGACUGGGCUCUGUGGCCCUCCCCUCCUCUACAGGCAGGUGGUUUGGGGGUCUUGUCACCUGGGCCUCUUCUGAGGCAGGGGUCUUCUCGAGGGAUGCCGCAAGCAGCCUCCUGCCCUCCCCGCCCAAGAGGCCGGCAGAGGCUGCACCGUGCCCCUCCCUAAUGGGGAGGGACGUCAAGUCGGACCACACGUUUUGAAGGGCCUUCUACCCUCCUGGUCAGGGACAGAGGCUGCUAGGGCAGGGGGUGCUGUGUCCAGCCAGAGUUUACCUCCCAGCCUGGAGCGCUCUCAGGACUCAGCUGGCCCUUCAUGCUCUCGGGCGGGCUCACGCCAAGUCCCUGCCUUGUUCCCAGC
This is a messenger RNA of Pteronotus mesoamericanus, 4240 nucleotides long. It is a transcript of the gene FBF1, whose product is annotated as Fas binding factor 1. The transcript has 29 exons. The record is from RefSeq and is a predicted model, not a curated record. The coding region runs from base 198 to 3590 and encodes 1130 amino acids. Gene Ontology annotation, biological process: establishment of epithelial cell polarity; cilium assembly. Gene Ontology annotation, cellular component: ciliary basal body; centriole; ciliary transition fiber. Lineage: Eukaryota; Metazoa; Chordata; Mammalia; Chiroptera; Mormoopidae.